AUUGCCGUUGCACCAAUGGCAUCGCGGCAGCCGCCGAUCCAGCACGACGCUCGACGAAGCCCGAGGAUUCCUCGCCAUGCCAUGGCCGCGGUGACGCAGCGCUCGACGAGCUGGCAGGAAGCAGCACCUUGGCCUUCAUAGCGCCACUAGCCGUCAUGGCGAUUGGGCACUCGCAGCACCAAACCCCAUCGUCGUCCGGGUGCACACAGGCCACGUCGAGGAGCGGAGCCCUCCGCUAGCCGUCGGUGACGUCCUUCCUGCUGCCAGCGAUCCGUUGCAUCUCGACCGAGCCAGCUCCUCGCAAUGCAUGCGACUGUACCCAUGGAAUCUCAUGACGUGGCGGUUUCUUUGAAUCGGAUCUUCCUCGCCUAGCAUGGAGCCCCGCCGGGUCGGCCUCCGCGUCUCGCCGCCACUGCUGACGCUCGAGUACACCGCGAGCGACGGCGCCCUGUACCACCACGAAGUGCCUCUGGUGCGUUACGUCGCCAGCAGCAGCGACGCAGGCGAGAUUGCUUUGGCGAUCACAAACGAGCAUCGCGCGUACUUUGCACAGGUCGCGCCGGCGCAGCUUCGACGGCUGAUCGAGCGCGUCUUGUCGUCGACCAAGGUCGCGCUGCCCGCCGCCGACUACAACAAGGUCUCCGAGUCGCAGCUGGCGGCGGUCAAGGCCAAGAUGGACUCGGUCUUCCACGAGCACCUCUGCAAGCCCGGCGACGCGGAGUACGUAUACAACAAGGAGGUCAACUUUGGCGCUGCGACCGCGGCCAGCGACUGGGACGAAGAGUAGUAGUUGCCUACGAGUAGUUGGACGCUUCGUUGAACUUGUGAACCCACGUCUCGCGCAUCUCGUCCGUCGGCGCGCGGAACACAAACGUGCGGCCGGCGACGGGCGGCGCGAGCUUGAAUUCGUUGGCA
Saprolegnia diclina VS20 is the source of this 915-nucleotide messenger RNA. RefSeq lists its product as hypothetical. Bases 374 to 787 code for a protein of 137 amino acids. The transcript is spliced from 3 exons. NCBI's taxonomy places the organism in Eukaryota, Oomycota, Saprolegniomycetes, Saprolegniales, Saprolegniaceae. Gene Ontology annotation, biological process: microtubule anchoring at centrosome; trans-Golgi to periciliary membrane compartment transport. Gene Ontology annotation, cellular component: centrosome; centriole; spindle pole. The record is from RefSeq and is a predicted model, not a curated record.